AAGAUUGGACACCCUGAAAUUACAGUGAAUUCUCUUAAGAACAAGCGUAAAGGUCAGGGUAAAGCAGCAUCAAAUAUCAAAAAGCCAAGAAAAGCUGAGGUAAACUUCCUUCCUUGCCUCCCAAAAGGAGAAACAGCAGAGAGCAUGGAGAAGGAAAGGAUUGCCCUCUUAACAGAAGUGAAAAAGAAAAGUAAUGAAGCAGUCAUUAAGGAAAAAAUGCAGUUGACCUUCUCCUAUAGGCGACAAGAAUUGGUUGAGGACAUGCCAAUGAUUUCUGAUUUACAAAGCAGGUGGCCGGCAUUGUUCACAGUAAAUGAGAUAAACGCUGAAUUCAUGCGGAUAACAACAGUGCCACUCCUGACCAAGUUCUUUGGGCAGCUGGAUAGAUACACCGCAAACCUGCAUAAGGUUUUCAAAAGCAAAGGAGGUGCUUCUGGACAGAAGAUUUCUUGCAUAAUGGCAAUUGCUGACAAGCGUGAUGACAUACACCUCAAACGAGACUGUGUCAUAAAGAGUCUGUGUGUUUAUCUCAAUGAGGACAUCACAACACUCGUGAAAGAAUUCAUGGACUGCAACCCUGUAGAAGCUGAGAGAGGAAUUUCUGAGACUACUCUCGGGAUUUAUGCUAUCCGUGGAGAAGGUGCUGGUUCUGAGGAGAAUCUACAGGAUGUUGGUGUAGUGGUAGAAGGUGUGAUGCUGCUUCAACGCUUGAAGAGUAUUUCUUUUGCAGUAGUGAUCCUGUUCGGACUGAUCUACGCUCUCAACUUAAGCUACCCUCAGAGCCUCAAAUUCACGUUUGAAUUCUUCCAGAAGGUACUGAUGAAUUUGGAUGGCAACAAGCUUUCCCCAAAAGUUCAAGCUCUUAAAAUCAAAAUAUUUCAGUGAAAAGGGCAUUUCGGCUUGUUUGGAUUUUUCCAACAUCUAUAAGGACAUUUGAAAACUUGUGAACUUUUGGAUUUGUUCUACAAACUGAUGACGAUGAUGCACCUGAUGCCCCUUCCUGUAGCUCUGAUACUCUUGACACAAAAGUUGUUAGCUCUUGUGCUAUUGAGCCAGUUUGGAAAUACAAGCACCGAUACUGUUGUAGUUAUGUCUCCUAAGUAAAAAUGUUGUUCGAUUCCUGUGUUCAUAUGAAGCUCCAGAUUUCACUUUGGAGUGUUGAAACCGAGUUCAGUAACUCUGGAAUGCUGCUAAUGACAGAAAUGCAAGAUACAUGCACCUUUUAAAGCACCUUCCUGUACCUCUUGUUAAUCUAGAAACAAAAGUGGUUAGCUCUUGUGCUAUUGAGGCACAUCAGAAAUCUAAGGACUUGUUUUG
Messenger RNA from Paramisgurnus dabryanus, 1317 nucleotides. Lineage: Eukaryota; Metazoa; Chordata; Actinopteri; Cypriniformes; Cobitidae. The record is from RefSeq and is a predicted model, not a curated record.